CCAGAAGAUUUAUUGGAACUAAGAACGAAGUUUAUCAAUAUGCCGUAUCCAAUUGAUAUUUUCUUCAUCUAUCACGACAAAAAAAGCUCCUGGGUUGGCGGCGUGGACGGGAAAAAAAAGUACAGGUAUUAUUACCCGUUGAUUAAUCAAGUUUGUGGCACUGAUUUGUUUGGUUACCUGAUGUAUGUUCCAUGCAAUCCACUUGACAUUAUUAAGAGUGAAUACGGCAAGAAUUGGAAAAAACCGAUUCUUAGUAGUCAAUACAUAUGGAACCGUUCACCACAUAAUAUGAAAUCAGCUGGUGUAUACAGUAUAUAUGAGAUGCGCAGCGCUCGUAAGGAUUAUGGCUAA
Molecule: messenger RNA, 351 nt
Organism: Gongylonema pulchrum
Lineage: Eukaryota; Metazoa; Nematoda; Chromadorea; Rhabditida; Gongylonematidae
Source: the annotation of a GenBank genome assembly